UUUUGAUGUCGCCCAAUUGCUUUUGUCCAUUACUGUAGCUUCCAGCCCGAAGCGUAUGACAGCGACGGGGUUGAAGCCGCUCAGCUUCCGAUGGAUCCUCAUGGGCUGCAUCGGUGCGCUGGUCUUGUUUCAGUCUGUCGACGUGUUCCUGACGUACAGAGCGACCUCGUUGUUAUCGCGCUCGAAGCUCCGACAUGCCAUCCGGCCUUUGGUGGCGCCGCAGGAGGACGACCUGCUGCACAUGAAUGAGCUCAUGACAGAAUGUCUUACCCGAGGAGAUGCGAUCGUCUCCAGCCGGUACAUGCAACCUCCGUUGUGGCGUGAAUCCGACACGAAGGACAUCCUCGCUGAAGUCAUGCGGUGUCCCGAAGCCGAGGUCUUCCUUCCAAUCGGCAUCCGAUCCUAUGGGUACUGCGAAGACGCCAUGGCGUACGUCAAGUUCCUAGAGACCCGUGCGAUGCCCAUGUGGGUCUACGAAAUCGACUUCCACAUCGACGGCAAGACGUACUCGUACCACGACCUGUGUCCGCACACUGCCGUGAUCCUCAUGAACCACUACUGGGACGGCCUUCCCGAUCGCCAUGACUUUCCAUCGACCAAGAAGCUCAUCCUCAUGCCUAACGUCGAAAUGUACGAUCUGAAAGCCUCCCACUACCAUCGCGUCGACUACGUUUUGGCCAAAACCAAAGACGCGUACCAGCGUAUCACACAAUGGUAUGACCGCGACGACAACAACCGCCGCAACACGUCCGUGUACUACACGUCGCACACGACGAGCGACCCCACGGUGCUCGCAAAGGAAGCCGCAAAAGCCGACCCUGUCACAUACACCGCCGCCCCGCGCAACUGGGAGAACCUGACCUUUUUCCACGCCAACGGCCACAGCACGCUCAAGAACACGAUCGAACUAUUAGAUUGCUGGAGCUCUCGGCCGGACUUUCCGCCGAUUUCCAUCUACUCGAGCGACGGCGGGUCCAACGACACGUAUUGGCGGCACCUUCGCGACGGGCGUCCCAUGCUAAAUGUCCAGUACCACAACGGAGUGUUUGUCACUCCCCCCAUGUACGGCAAGAUGAUGCUUGAAACGUCCGCCAUCGUCUGCCCUAGCAUCUCGGAAGGGUUUGGCCACUAUAUCAAUCAGGCGCGGGCGGCGGGGGCGCUGGUGCUCACGACGGACGGCGCGCCCAUGAACGAGUUUAUUGACGAGGCUUCGGGGGUGCUCAUCACGGGCGUGGGGGCGCGGUGGAAUUGGGACAAGACGAUCAUGGGGUCUGGGACAGAGUUCAACGUCGAGCACGAGCUCAUCUGUGACACUGUGGACCGCGUGCUGGCGCUGACGCCGGCGGAGCGAUCGACGCGAGCGGCCAACGGCCAGACGCGGUACCACGAGCAGCAAGCGUACUUUAAAGCUGCGAUGGCCAAGUUUAGGCGGCUGCUACGUCAGGAGCUGACUCCUGGUCGAACGACGUCGUCCGGCCUCCAGUAGGAACGCCCGAUUUCGUGGAGGUAUAGAGUGGGCAAUCUAGAAGUCCCGUGAAGGAACAAGUGUAGAGAAAACGUUAAGUCGUCUAGACUUUGGAAUACUAUGAUAGAUUUCCCCCCGACGUACGAGAUCGCAUGAAGCGCUCGUUGUUGGCAGUGUAUUACAGUAGUAUUAUUGCUAUAGUACAGACCUAUUUCCAUG
Messenger RNA from Aphanomyces astaci, 1684 nucleotides. RefSeq lists its product as hypothetical. Lineage: Eukaryota; Oomycota; Saprolegniomycetes; Saprolegniales; Verrucalvaceae. The transcript has 4 exons. The record is from RefSeq and is a predicted model, not a curated record. Bases 56 to 1486 code for a protein of 476 amino acids.